AUGAGCAGCGAGGAACAGAUGGAAGCAAAAGCUAAAUUUCGCUCCGAGGAAGCAAACCUCUACUACACAGCAGCUACUGGGUUGUAUAAUGGUAACCACUGGAGCGCCUUGAAGAUCCCGCACCUUGGUAUGCGACAAUAUCUACAUCAGCAAGCAGGAUACCUUUGGGAUGGAGAUGUCAUCAAUCUUCGUGCUGCUCUUGUUGGUAUCACAACUCCGCAAGUUUGGGACGCGAUUACGUCAGAACGGUGUCCGGUGGUCUUUUCUGAUCAGGAACGGCACACAGCAAUGGAGGAAGCAAAUGAGUGGAAUGAGUGCGAAGAACUCCUGGAUUUUAUCAGGAACGAUGUAGGUAUUGACCCCGAAGGUGGUACAGAACCCGCAAACUUUGAGGAGGAUGAGCGUGAUAUUUGCUGGCGGAACUGGCCUUUCAAAGAUGAUACAGAUUUCCCCUCUUCGUCUUUAGUGUGA
Aspergillus luchuensis is the source of this 471-nucleotide messenger RNA. RefSeq lists its product as uncharacterized. The transcript has a single exon. Bases 1 to 471 code for a protein of 156 amino acids. Gene Ontology annotation, cellular component: mitochondrion. Lineage: Eukaryota; Fungi; Ascomycota; Eurotiomycetes; Eurotiales; Aspergillaceae. The record is from RefSeq and is a predicted model, not a curated record.